Molecule: messenger RNA, 3995 nt
Organism: Hipposideros armiger (great roundleaf bat)
Lineage: Eukaryota; Metazoa; Chordata; Mammalia; Chiroptera; Hipposideridae
Gene: TSR1
Product: TSR1 ribosome maturation factor
Exons: 15
Coding region: 34-2448 (804 amino acids)
Biological process (GO): endonucleolytic cleavage of tricistronic rRNA transcript (SSU-rRNA, 5.8S rRNA, LSU-rRNA); maturation of SSU-rRNA from tricistronic rRNA transcript (SSU-rRNA, 5.8S rRNA, LSU-rRNA); ribosome biogenesis
Cellular component (GO): preribosome, small subunit precursor; nucleus
Molecular function (GO): U3 snoRNA binding; GTPase activity; GTP binding
Source: RefSeq, a predicted model, not a curated record
AGUAGUGCUGACUUGGUACACGUGAGUAGCAGCAUGGCGGCCCACCGCUCCGGCCCGCUCAAGCAACAGAAUAAAGCUCAUAAAGGUGGGCGGCAUCGGGGUCGAGGGUCUGCGCAGCGGGACGGCAAGGGCCGUCUAGCACUGAAAACCCUAAGCAAGAAGGUGAGGAAGGAGCUCAGUCGAGUAGACCAGAGGCAUCGUGCCAGCCAGCUCCGAAAGCAAAAGAAGGAGGCGGUUCUGGCAGAGAAGAGACAACUGGGCAGCAAGGAUGGCCCUCCUCAUCAGGUACUGGUGGUGCCCCUGCACGACAGGAUUUCCCUGCCAGAGGCCUUCCAGAGGCUUCAGGAUAGGGAUACUGGAACAGUACACUUGACUAAUUGGGGAAGCGCCCACAGCUUUAUGCUGUUAUGCCCCCGCUUGAAACAUCGGUGGUUUUUCACAUCUGCAAGGCCAGGGGAUCUGCACACUGUUUUAGACUUGGCUAAAGUGGCUGAUACUAUCCUGUUCCUCCUUGAUCCACUAGAAGGCUGGGACAGCACCGGGGAUUACUGCCUUUCCUGCCUCUUUGCUCAGGGCCUUCCCACCUAUACAUUAGCUAUCCAGGGAAUUUCUGGUCUCCCACCGAAGAAACAAAUAGAUGCCAGAAAGAAGCUAAGUAAAGUAGUGGAGAAGCGCUUCCCUGAUGACAAACUCCUCCAAUUAGACACUCAACAGGAGGCAGGGAUGCUGCUCAGGCAGUUGGCUAACCAAAAGCAACGGCAUCUUGCCUUUCGAGAUCGGCGGGCAUACUUCUUUGCUUCUGCUGCUGACUUUGUGCCUAAUGAAGAGAAUAACUUGGUGGGCACCUUGAAAAUCUCAGGCUAUGUUCGUGGGCAGACUCUGAAUGUAAAUAGCUUGCUGCAUAUCAUUGGACAUGGUGAUUUCCAGAUGAAACAGAUAGACGCCCCUAUGGACCCUUUCCCGUUGAAUCCUAGAGUGGUCAAAUCCCAAAAGGACCCAAGCAUGGCAAUGGAGAUUUGUGAUAUGGAUGCUGUAGCUGACAUGGAAGAAGACCUUAAGGUCCUAAUGAAGGCAGACCCCGACAGACAAGAAUCUUUGCAGACAGAGGUUAUCCCAGAUCCAAUGGAGGGGGAGCAGACCUGGCCCACUGAGGAGGAGCUGAAUGAGGCAAAUGACUUCUUGAAGAAAAGUUCCAAGGUGGUAAAGAAGGUUCCUAAAGGAACAUCCAGUUACCAAGCUGAAUGGAUUUUGGAUGAGGAUGGCGAAAGUGGUGGGGAAGGAGAUGAAUAUGACGAUAUAGAGCAUGAGGAUUUUAUGGAAGAGGAGUCUCAGGAUGAGAGUAGUGAAGAGGAAGAAGAGGAGGAAUGUGAAACUAUGACUAUAGGAGAGUCUGUGCGUGAUGAUCUAUAUGACGAGAAAGUGGAUGAAGAGGCUGAGGAAAAAAUGUUGGAGAAAUAUAAACAAGAAAGACUGGAAGAGAUGUUUCCAGAUGAAGUAGAUACCCCCCGCGAUGUGGCUGCUAGAAUUCGAUUUCAGAAAUACAGAGGCCUCAAGAGUUUCCGGACAUCUCCAUGGGAUCCUAAGGAAAACCUUCCUCAAGAUUAUGCUCGGAUCUUUCAGUUCCAGAACUUUACUAAUACUAGGAAACGUGUUUUUAAAGAGAUUGAGGAAAAAGAGGUUGAAGGAGCUGAGGUUGGCUGGUAUGUCACACUUCAUGUCUCUGCAGUACCUGUGUCUGUGGUUGAGUACUUCAGGCAGGGAGGACCCUUGAUUGCGUUUUCUUUACUACCUCAUGAACAGAAAAUGUCAGUGCUGAAUAUGGUGGUGAGCCGGCACCCUGGCAACACAGAACCUGUGAAAGCCAAAGAGGAGCUGAUCUUCCACUGUGGGUUCAGGCGCUUCAGAGCCUCACCUUUGUUCUCUCAGCACACUGCAGCGGAUAAACAUAAAUUUCAGAGAUUCCUGACUGCUGACAUGGCCCUGGUGGUGACAGUAUAUGCCCCAAUCACUUUUCCUCCUGCAUCUGUGCUGCUUUUCAAACAGAAUAGCAAUGGAAUGCACAGCCUCAUUGCCACAGGCCAUCUAUUGUCAGUGAAUCCGGACAGAAUGGUCAUCAAGAGAGUUGUCCUGAGUGGUCAUCCUUUCAAAAUUUUUACUAAGAUGGCAGUAGUGCGUUACAUGUUCUUCAAUAGAGAGGAUGUGAUGUGGUUUAAACCGGUGGAACUGAGAACAAAGUGGGGCCGCAGAGGACACAUCAAGGAGCCUUUAGGUACUCAUGGCCAUAUGAAGUGCAGUUUUGAUGGGAAGCUAAAGUCUCAGGACACAGUACUGAUGAACCUCUAUAAACGAGUUUUCCCCAAAUGGACUUAUGAUCCAUAUGUACCAGAACCAGUACCUUGGGUGAAAAGUGAGAUUUCUUCAAUGGUGCCUGAAGUGGACACGGCGUAAUGGAGUCAAUAGAUUCUGUCUCAUUGCUACUCAUUAGCACUCUAGGGAUGGGAACCUACAGGUAGCAAUUGGGCAAAGUUUAUGUUGAGCCUAGAGGUCUGCUGCCCCUUUUUGCAAAAGGUUUUUUCUUGGCCUUGACAAGGUGUCUCAGUUAAGUAUGGAUGUUUUUCUAUUGCCACUUAGUCCAAAAAACUAUUAAAUCUUAUUGAAAUGUCUACUCUCCAUUACGAUUUUGAAAGCUGUUUAAGAGAAUAAGAUGGGAAGUUGACAGUGACAAGGAAACAAAACUUCCAAGUGUCUAGAGACACUGAAUCCCAUUUCUUCCUUAUGCAUAAAUUAAACACAAACAGAUUGAUAAGGAGCUGGCCUUUCAGCCUGCUUCACCCAAGUUAUGGAGGUUAAGUCUACAUUUCCACCACUGAGCACAAUACAAACAUUCUUUACUUCUGGGGAAACUGUUUGAAAAUGCUGAGAGAGCACAGCAGCCACUCCAACACCAGCUGUAGGUUCAAUAAGCAGUUUCAUCCUCUCCCACACCAACUGGGUUGCAUACUGUUGGUAUAGAAGGGAGUAACAGUUAGUGAAAUGGGAAAAGGGGAAAGAGCCUAGUUGGAUGGCCUUCACAAUUAAAGACCAAAUGAGAUAUGUGUGUAUGUACAGGUAUAUAUCCAUACAUAUAUGCUUGCCAGUGAAGAGGAGGGCUUUUUUUUAUCCUAACUCUGCUCUGUUGAGAGGUGUCCUAAUAUUUAGGCACCCUCCCACAUGUUGUAAAGUCACCUAGUCAAUUCCCAGUGGAUGAGUUGCUAAUUAAGAGAGAAGUUCCUUUUGCCUAAAAAGUUGCUCCCUUUUUGUUAUUUUCUUUCCUGUUGGAAUCUCACCUUAAUUUCAUCUUCUGUGACAGUGAAGACAUCAUCCACGAGGUCCCUUAUAAUAGGCCAGGUGUUUGAGCCAAUGCUGGAUUUGACACCAUCUGCUAUGGUUUCUGGAGGAUAGGGGUUGGGGGUGAGUUCCCCUUUCAGUUUGGACUGGUAGCAGUCAUCUGCAUUCAAGGGUUCAGCAGCAUACACCUUCACACUAGGUCUCAGAGCCUGGGAAGAGGAAUAUUAGAAACCUUACCAUUAACCACAGCAUUUUGCCUGCAAGCCGGCAGUAAAGUAGGUAGUUUAAGUAACAUAUUUCUGCCCAAGUAAGAGCCUUCUCUGUGAUGUAAUGAGAAUAUGACCUUAAAGCACUUUAAAUUAUAUGCCCAAUACUGACCUUCAGUUGUCUCGAUCACAACUAAUUCUACUGGUAACUUGGGAAAAGAGUAGCCCCUGACUUGGGUAGUAAGUUCGUGAGGUGGAAUUCAGGGAAAGGACUGUGAGGGUGCCGCUCAUUGUAACUUUUUGUGCUGUAAAGUUGUCAUAGAUUAAGAAAAGGGUAGUGAGGCAGAGAAGGGCCUUCCAUCACAAGUGCCAAGGAACGAUGGGAAGGAAGAGCAAUUUGGGGGGAAUGUUGAACAAGUACCACAGUGUACUAUGAUGUAAAAUAAAGUCCUUUAUGCUGAC